This is a messenger RNA of Zeugodacus cucurbitae (melon fly), 1341 nucleotides long. RefSeq lists its product as uncharacterized. The transcript has 3 exons. Gene Ontology annotation, cellular component: centriole; non-motile cilium. The record is from RefSeq and is a predicted model, not a curated record. The coding region runs from base 122 to 1102 and encodes 326 amino acids. Gene Ontology annotation, biological process: cilium assembly. Lineage: Eukaryota; Metazoa; Arthropoda; Insecta; Diptera; Tephritidae.
UAACUAAAAGCUAAUAACACUAUGAGGAAGUAAUAUACAGCGAUUUCAAAAGUUUUUUCUUAAAUAACUGAGAUUGAAGUUCAGUCGGCAGCAUUCCUCAAAAUUAUUUGGAGUAUGUUUUAUGCCGCUACAACAACAACAUCAACUAAAAGCAUUGAAUCUUCGCAAACUCAUUAAAUACGAGGAGACACUAGGCAUUAAUGCUCAUCAAGAUAACUACUUUGAGAAGCUCUUUAAGCGUACAACUGCCAGUUUUCGCGCCAAACUUGGUAAGGAGAAUGCGCAUGGUGAACAUGUUAUAGAAGUAAAGUCAAAGCGUGAUCGGGGCGAGCAUUUCUUGCGAUCGCUGAAUCAGAAAGAGUCUCAACAACAAGCGGAGUCAAGAGCGGGAAUGGCAAAGAAAGGUAAUCAGCCACAUUCUACACGCACCUAUACAACUACGCAGCGUGGUCCAACUUUCGAGGGUGUUGGUACCCCGAGUAAACAGAAUGCCAAACAAAAGCCCCAACAACCGCAAAAACAAGUACAGUCCGCAAAAAAGAUCGCGGAACAACGUCCACGGUCGCACACCUCCACUUACGGUACGGAAAAUCUAUCACGUGAACAAGCUUGGCAAAGCAAAAAUCGUGUACCUUUCGGUGAAUGCAAUGAAUUGAGAGGUCCACAAUCCGAGGCGACUGAACGUGCCUCCUCGCGACCAACAGAGCGCAGGGAGGCGAGUCAGAAGCGUGGUCAAAUAGUAACCACUACAAUUGGUGGCAAAGAAGUCAAAUCUAAAACAAAUGGAACAGUGACAAAUCCAAGGGUGGAAUCGCGAGAUAAUGAUCGUGGACGUGCACGUAUUAGAUAUCCAUCUCACGAACGUGGCGCACCAAGACGUAGUCCGAGUGGCGGUAGCUACACCACAGCCAGAUCUUUAGGUGUACUGAUACCACGUCAGUGCACAGCGACACGUCGACGCCGACCACUAAGCAAAGAUCCGGUCGCAUUGUAUCACUACUAUCAAAGUGAAUGGAAUCACUUUCGUGAGCAAAUACCCGGCGAAAGUUCACAUGCGGAGCUGCGUUGGAUGAUACGUGAACGUCUGAUGGACCCUAACUAAAAAAUAUGAGUUUUGAAUUGAAAACAGUACAACCAAUCAGAAUUUCACUGCCAUUUUUUAAGUACAUACAUAUAUAAAAUCAGUAUUCUUCAUUUCUUUUUAUGCAUUUGCAUGUAUAUAUACAUACAUACAUACAUAUAUAAAAAUCACUACUUGACAAUGGAUACAAUGUAAAUUUGAAUUCUUUAACAAAUUUAAUAUUAUAUUAUUUUAUGGAUUUGGAAUUAAAAUAAAGUCAA